Molecule: messenger RNA, 1120 nt
Organism: Propithecus coquereli (Coquerel's sifaka)
Lineage: Eukaryota; Metazoa; Chordata; Mammalia; Primates; Indriidae
Gene: CLTA
Product: clathrin, light chain A
Exons: 5
Coding region: 191-847 (218 amino acids)
Biological process (GO): clathrin coat assembly; intracellular protein transport; clathrin-dependent endocytosis
Cellular component (GO): plasma membrane; clathrin coat of coated pit; clathrin coat of trans-Golgi network vesicle
Molecular function (GO): structural molecule activity; clathrin heavy chain binding
Source: RefSeq, a predicted model, not a curated record
UUCCCUUUUCGGCUCUCCCACACGGCCUAGACCAACCGGAUAUAGGGACGGGGCUUCCGCUUCCCCCUUCUCCCUCCUCCCGCUUGCCCUCCGAUCGCAGUCGCCAGUACAGCGGCGGCCGCCGGGCGUGGUGUCGGUGGGUCAGUUGGUUUGUCUCAACGUUGGUGUCGGUACCGUUGAAUUGCCCGCCAUGGCUGACCUAGAUCCGUUCGGCGCCCCCGCCGGCGCCCCUGGUGGCCCCGCACUGGGGAACGGGGUGGCCGGUGCCAGCGAAGAAGACCCGGCCGCGGCCUUCUUGGCGCAGCAGGAGAGCGAGAUUGCGGGCAUCGAGAACGACGAGGCCUUCGCCAUCCUGGACGGCGGCGCCCCCGGGCCCCAGCCGCACGGCGAGCCGCCUGGGGGUCCCGAUGCUGUUGAUGGAGUGAUGAAUGGUGAAUACUACCAGGAAAGUAACGGUCCAACAGACAGUUACGCAGCUAUUUCACAAGUGGAUCGAUUGCAGUCAGAGCCUGAAAGUAUCCGUAAAUGGAGAGAAGAGCAAACGGAACGCUUGGAAGCCCUUGAUGCCAACUCUCGGAAGCAAGAAGCAGAGUGGAAAGAAAAAGCAAUAAAGGAGCUAGAGGAGUGGUAUGCGAGACAGGACGAGCAGCUACAGAAAACAAAAGCAAACAACAGGGCAGCAGAAGAAGCCUUUGUAAACGACAUUGAUGAGUCGUCCCCAGGCACUGAGUGGGAACGAGUGGCCCGGCUGUGUGACUUUAACCCCAAGUCCAGCAAGCAGGCCAAAGAUGUCUCCCGCAUGCGCUCAGUCCUCAUUUCCCUCAAGCAGGCCCCCCUGGUGCACUGAAGAGCCACCCUGUGGAAACACUACGUCUGCGAUAUCUUAAUCCUACUCAGUGAAGCUGUUCGGAGUAAUUGGAUUAAUUAUGUUGAGUUCUUUUGGACCAAACCUUUUGUCUUUAGAGUUGAUCAUUGUUUGUGAUUGCAUGUUUCCUUCAAGUGUGUUCUCCCUGGCUCAGAGAGGAGGGGGAGGAGGAAGGGAAGGGGAGGGAAGCCUCCCAGCAGUAGCCUCAACCUGUGCUUUUGUGCAUUAUUCUGAGAAUAAAUUUCUGUUUCAAAC